UUAGAGAUAGCCUUUCCUUCCUGGGCGGGACAAUCAGAGGGCAGUUUUAGAUAUAUCGCUCAGCCCCUUUGCAGAUGCGAUUGGAGCCAUCCGACCUUGACUGAACUCACCCUACUCGUAAUAAGAUUACGCCGACUGGGGAGGAGUCCGUGCUGUUGGCUAUUCAUCAUUCUGUUGGAUGAUGUAUGUCACAUGUCCCACAGCGUGUGUGUAACCUUAUAUAUUCCACUUGUCACGCAGUAUUCAGUCUCUAGAAUGUUUGCUCCUUAGUCAACUUCGAGACCUUCAACUUCUGCAUUCCUGCCAUCAGUCUCGUUGGAAUUCUUUUUCUCAUCGAAACCACACUAUAGGUUCUGAGACCGGCCUACAAUGAGCCCAGUACGUAUUGAGAAGCGGCACCACUCGCUCAAGAGACCUCCCAACCACAAGGUAUCCAAUCCUCGAUGGACUGUGGUGUUUCCCGACCAUGUGGAGCAUGUCUGUACUCUCUACUUGGGUGUUCAGUGCCAUGCAGGUGAUAUGAACUCUCUCGCCAACGUAGAGAGAAUCAUCAACGAAUUCCUAAAUCACCCCGCGAGUGCGGCUGAAUCUAUCGAAGUGUUUCGUGUUAUCUUGGGGAACGACUUGCCAGCCUCGAAAGUGUGGAUCGCUCAUUGGACUCGAAGAGAAGUCUUCUCUGCAAUGUUGGAAAAGCUCAACCUCCCGCAUAUGUGGCAAGAACUGGGUUCUGCACGGAAAGGAAUUGGAUUGUGGCGCGAAUCAUUUGUGACGCCCAGGAAGAGACUACAAACGAACUACUCCAGAUUGGAGUACAAGCCUGGUUUGGCUCGCCUGAAGAGUGUGGCCAUCGAAGCUCAUGACAAUACAGAAUACUGGGGCGCGGGAAGAGAUCGGCUGGAAGCGUCUUCCAACGACCUUUUCGAGCUGCCAUCAACACUGAAUGUGAACAAGACACAGCCCGAAGGCUUUGGUCAACGACUUUUUGGUGUGAACUACGACAAUAUGUGUCACAUUCGCUCGGGUCAAUACUGGGGUCUCUGUGGCCCUGAAGAGCGUGAUGCAUACGAGAAUGGCCUGCAGAAACAACUUGUGCGAGGUAUGAGGUAUCUCUGGGAGAAUCCCGAGGAAACAGGCACCAUCGGGCUGAGGUUUGGUAGGAGACUGGCGACAUAUAGCGACAAGCGCAACUUGAGAGAGACUUCUGCCUUUGGUUUCCAUCGCAACUGGGCUGAUCUCGAGAAAUGGGCAAGCCGACAUCCGUCACAUUUAGACAUCUUCACCGGCGCCAUGAAACACAACAAGCGGUUUGGGGAGGCGAGGAGAUUCAUGACCUGGCAGGAGGUUUCCAUCCUCAAGGCGGGCGAGGCAAGUUUUGAAUACAUCAAUUGCAACCCCAGAACUGGGGUCAUUCAGUGGGUAGAUUUAGCAGUCCAGCCUUUGAUGUCGAUGAGGGAAAUCAAGCUAUAGACAUUCUUAUGUAGCUCAAACCAGUUGCAAACGGAA
This is a messenger RNA of Exophiala dermatitidis NIH/UT8656, 1503 nucleotides long. RefSeq names its product phenylacetaldoxime dehydratase. NCBI's taxonomy places the organism in Eukaryota, Fungi, Ascomycota, Eurotiomycetes, Chaetothyriales, Herpotrichiellaceae. The record is from RefSeq and is a predicted model, not a curated record. The transcript has a single exon. The coding region runs from base 370 to 1467 and encodes 365 amino acids.